AUCUCAUCUCCAAUUUCCUACCUAUCACACAAUAGCCAUGUCUACCUCCAAGCCCGUGAUCCUCCUCAUCCCAGGAGGCUGGCACACCCCAACCUCAUACGACAAGCUCACAAACCUCCUCAAGUCAUCUGGCCACGAAGUCCACGUCCCCGCGCUACACUCAAUGAACGGUGCACGGCCUCCAACAGCCGAUCUAGAGACCGACACAGCUGUCUUCCGCGAAUACACUCAGAACCUCGCCGACGCCGGCAAGAAUAUCAUUGUGAUCACACAUUCCUACAGCGGCCAAGUAGCUACCAAUGGUCUUUCGGACCUGGCAAUCUCAAACCGCAGCAAGCAAGGUCUACCAGGCGGAGUAGUGCAUCUUGUCUCCCUGUCCGCCUUCACCAUUACCGAAGGACGAAGCAUGUUUGACAUCGUGGACCAGUUCGGUCACGCGUCGUUGAUGCCCAUGGCGUUUGAUUUCGCCGAGGAUGGGACGUGCGUGGACCGCGAUCCUAAGGGACUACUUGUUACGCCUGGUCCGGAGGAGGCUGAGUCCGAGGUGGAAUGGUAUCUGGGGACCCUCCAGCGGUGGAAUGGCAAGUGCAUGUACCAACCUAUUACUGCGAAGCGGGCUGCUUGGAGGGAUAUCCCUGUGACAUAUGUCUUGUCAACUAGGGAUAUGACGGUUCCUGUUGACUAUCAGAGGUGGAUGGUGGAAAUGAUGAGAAAGGAGGGGGCUGAGGUUGAGGAUUAUGAGUUGGACUCCGGCCAUUCGGUUGAUUUUAGUAGAGCGAAGGAGGUGUCUGAGAUUGUGAAUAACGUGGUGGCUCGCUAUGAAGGGAAGUGAUAUGACUGUAAUCAUAGAUAGCCAUGUGGUACAAUUGGCUUCAAAAAAUCAUAGAGCGGUCUUUGAUAAACGAG
Messenger RNA from Aspergillus welwitschiae, 906 nucleotides. Its product is annotated as alpha/beta hydrolase. The coding region runs from base 38 to 832 and encodes 264 amino acids. The record is from RefSeq and is a predicted model, not a curated record. NCBI's taxonomy places the organism in Eukaryota, Fungi, Ascomycota, Eurotiomycetes, Eurotiales, Aspergillaceae. The transcript has a single exon.